Molecule: messenger RNA, 252 nt
Organism: Ramularia collo-cygni
Lineage: Eukaryota; Fungi; Ascomycota; Dothideomycetes; Mycosphaerellales; Mycosphaerellaceae
Exons: 2
Coding region: 1-252 (83 amino acids)
Source: RefSeq, a predicted model, not a curated record
AUGCGCCAUUUGAAAUCUUCUUCACUACAACAACAACAACAACAUCUCGCGCUGCGGACAAUCCUCUUCAUCAUAGCACGACAACAUCAUCAACAAGACCCUCUCCUGCUCUCUGCAAGAUGGCUGCCAGCGCCGACGGUGCGAUCGAUCCGAAUGUCUUCCCAGAGGGCAGCGUCCAAAUCCUCAGAUGUCCUUCUUUGGCAUGGCCUGCAAAUGGAGCAAAUCCAGUCGCCUACGUCGAGCGUGUAUUAG